Molecule: messenger RNA, 3414 nt
Organism: Talaromyces marneffei
Lineage: Eukaryota; Fungi; Ascomycota; Eurotiomycetes; Eurotiales; Trichocomaceae
Exons: 6
Coding region: 1-3414 (1137 amino acids)
Biological process (GO): signal transduction; regulation of GTPase activity
Cellular component (GO): cytoplasm
Source: RefSeq, a predicted model, not a curated record
AUGGAUUCACCAGCGGGUUUCUCAGAUGCCGGCAUGGAUCAGGAUGAUAUUCCUUAUCCUUGCAAGGGCUGUGGAGAGAUCUUGGAGGAAGGGAAAGCAUUUGAAUUGGCGGGCAAUAGGUGGCAUAUCGAUUGUUUCCGAUGCAACACCUGUAACACUCUACUAGACUCGGACGCUCACCUUCUACUCCUCGGCGACGGCUCGUUGAUAUGCAGCAACUGUACAUACAGCUGCAGCUCCUGCGGAAAUAAAAUAGAAGAUCUGGCAAUCUUAACCGGCGACCAGGCAUUCUGUGCCAAUUGCUUCAAAUGUCGAAACUGCAAGAGGAGAAUUGAAAACCUUCGGUAUGCCAGGACAUCCCAAGGUAUCUUUUGCAUGGACUGUCACGAGUCCCUCAUGCAACGGCGUCGCAAGAAAAAGACGACCGCGAAAAAGCCCAGUACUAUGUAUGACAAGUCGCUCCCGUCUCUGCCACCAACUAUGGAAGACACCCGUGCAAAUCGUGAUGUGGAAACAUUGCCAGCGAGGGAGUACUCUGGCUCUCCAGAUGUACCUACCCGUGGUUAUUCUAUGGAAGAGCGAACGUCAAGCCGUAGUCGUGCUGAGGAAUCGCCUGCUCCGCAGCCGGAACCUCCUCAAAACCAAGAUAAUCUCAUUCUCCCUUCGAGUGCAUACCGCCCCGAUUCGAGCAAACGCCACUCCACCAUAUCUACAAAGUCGGAAGUGGAUACUGGAGAGUUCCUAAUACCAGUCGCAUUCGACCCUACACCCGACGAACGUGUGUCGUCGCAUAAUGAAGUGUCUGGCCCAGAGCAAGCACGCCACCAGCCACAAGAUUACUUUGACCAUUCGCGACCAGCAACAUCCUCUCGCCAGAUCUCAGCAGAUCGUACGGAAACUACUCAAGCACCCGCCCCUCAUAUUGCCUUCCAACAAAAAGAGCGCCAGCCCAGCAACCCUGUCGCUGAUCAGAACCGCUUGCGACAAGAGCCAACACCAAAAGUCGCUCAGACCAAGACGGAAAGCAGCGAUGGAUUCAAAUUACAGGAGGCGCCACGAGGACGGAAAUCUGCUUCUACUAAUAACCCCAAGUCUGACCUCAACGCGGCCAAAGAAGGAACUUCUAUCUCAACAGGAUCUGCUGGAGCUGUUACCGCAGCUCCCUCGGAGUCAUCCAAGGGCCCACAGCCUUUCACGGAGAAACCUACAAGCCCUCCCGUGUCAAUUGCCUCGCCACCAGUGCGAUCAUCCGGCCAGAAUCGUACCAGUUAUAUUGAAAUUGAGCAUGACCGCGCCAAUACUAACAGGACCCUCCCCAAAUCAACCACAGUCCAAAAUCUUCCGAAACGAGGAGAUUCCUUGGAGCACUUUGUUUCCAGUCAAAUUCAGCGCAAGGAUAUUGGUUCUUCUCCUUCUAAAGCUCCUUCCAGUCGCGGUGAUUCAAAAGAAUCGGCUGAUGUUUCUCGACAGUUGACUCAUUUAUCAGAGAAUGCAGAACCAUCAAAAGAGGCGUCAGCAGAACCAACCAACGUACCAAUCUCUUUGGACAACUAUCACACUCGUAACGGGUCGAACACUCCUUCUCUUUCAGAUGCUAUCAAAAAUAACCUUACCUCGUCACCUGGGUUGCUGCGUUAUAGUGGCGGAGGUGAUUUCUCUCUCGACGAAGAUUUGGCCAGGAUCCUAGGAGCCGAAGCUCAGACUGGUAACCGUGAGUCCGUCAAGCGACCGAUGUCGAAUUCUGUGCGCCAUGGCCGGAGCUAUAGCGAUAAGGGAUCUAUCAUGUCAAAGGACGGCAAAUGGCCAAAAUCCCCAGUCAAUGGCAGCGCUUUUGCGCAAGAUGUCAGCAGUCCUGACACUACUUCUCCAAGUGAACAGCGGGAGGAUAUUGGUUGGCUAAGGGGCGAGCUACGUAGAGAACGUCAACGGGUCAUGGAGAGAGAUCAGAAAAUCGCAGAGCUAGAGAGAGCUUUGAAUGCCCAAGCAGAUGUCAAAAAGGCUAAUACCGAAUUGCGCGAGAAGCGCUCAACCAUGGUGGUCUUGGAUACCAAGAAGGAAGUGGUUAUGCGCGAGCUUUCUGCCAUCACAGAGCAUCUAGAUAGAGAAAAGCAUGGUGCUGCCCCCAUGGAUUUGGCAAAACUGACCAACAAUGUUGUGCGUGGCUUUGCAGAGAAGCUACAGCAGCUCAAAGACUCCUUUGCCCCAGAGAUUGAAGAGCUCAUGCAGAAACGGAAUGAGAUCGUGGAGGAGGUGGCAAACCUCUCACGCAUGAAAGACAAGAGUUUCCAAGAAUUUGAACAGUUGUCUUCAAAGAAUGCACAAUUGGCAGAACUGAACAACCAGCUCGUGAAUCAAAUCCAAGGUCUCUACAAAGCCAGCUCAGCCACAGAAUCAACUCGUUCCACAAACGGCUUGGGCAUUUAUUCCCAUAACAAAGAAAAAUCUACAGGUUCUGUUGAUGCUUCCAAGACCAGCGAUCUUGCUUCCUCAGUUUCCACCAUGACGAUCCAAGACGAUGGCGAUGCCACCAUCAUCCCUGGACCCCAGGUUGUCAGUAUUCGCAAAGGACAGGUACGCAAGUUCAACUGGAAACGAGGAGGCCAGACUGUGGCCAAGGGUGUUUCCAAGGGACUCAAAGCAUUCUCGAGCGAAAAGGAUAUGAUCGGUCCAGAUGGAACAGUUCAUCAAAUUGAAGUCAACCCGUCGCUGCCACGCUCUCAAACGCAGGAACCGAGAUUUGGAUUUUUUGGAAACCAGAAGCGACAGGCUGCGUGGAAGAAUCAGACAAACGGAAGCUCACCAGCGUUGGCUGAUGCUGCUGUGACGAGCGAGAGUCUAUUCGGUGUCGAUCUGGAACAACGUUUGGAACUCGAGAAGAGCAUCAUUCCUUCGAUAGUUACACGAUGCAUUCAGGAGGUUGAGCUGCGAGGAAUGGACGAGGAGGGUAUCUACCGUAAAUCUGGCGCGUCGACCGUCACCCAGAUUAUUCGAGAAGGGUUCGAGCAAGCGAACGACUACGACAUUUCCGAUCCAGACCUCGACAUCCACGCCGUUACAUCUGCGCUUAAGCAGUACUUCCGCAAGCUGCCUUCGCCAUUGAUCACGUACGAGGUCUAUGACAGUGUAGUUGAUACGUUUAAUAUUCCCGAGCAAUCCAUUCGUAUCGAAGCGAUGCGCAACUCGCUUGACGCGCUGCCGCGUGUCCAUCGCGAUGUGCUAGAGUUCCUCAUUUUCCACCUCAAGCGCGUCGUGGAGCAUGAAAGGAUAAACCUUAUGACCAGUCAGAAUGUUGCUGUCGUUUUUGCUCCAACGAUCAUGAGACCAAAGGACAUUGCCCGUGAGAUGACAGACGUGCAGAAAAAGAACGAAGCUUUGAAAUUUCUCGUGGAGAACUGUCAAGAGAUCUUUAUGUAG